Ipomoea triloba (trilobed morning glory) is the source of this 1722-nucleotide messenger RNA. RefSeq names its product RING-H2 finger protein ATL3-like. The record is from RefSeq and is a predicted model, not a curated record. The transcript has a single exon. Gene Ontology annotation, biological process: protein ubiquitination. Bases 484 to 1338 code for a protein of 284 amino acids. Lineage: Eukaryota; Viridiplantae; Streptophyta; Magnoliopsida; Solanales; Convolvulaceae.
CUGAGCCUUAAGCCGCCCAGUCAAACCAACAUGUAGAAGCAGCCUUCCUUUGACAAAUUAACAAAAGAAUUAAUGCGAAGUUGUAAGGUGGGUGAUAUGUUGAAAUUUGCUUGGUCUGUAGUUUGAAUUCUUCACCUAUUUAGCACCAUUCCCCCCUCUGCAAUUAGCUCAACAUUUCUGAAAAAGUCUACAUAUUACCUUUCUUCUGGUACUAUAAAUUCAAGAAAAUUCUUUGGGGUUUUCUAGAAUCUCCCAACAUCUCUGAAUCUUCAAUCUUGAUCCUGGGUUUUGCUCAUACAAUUCUGUUGUAUUCCCAAAAGGGAAAAAUUCUUUCUGGGUUUGUUUGGCAUUUGAAAACCUCAAAAACUGGAUCUUCAAUCUUGAUCUUGGGUUUUGCUCAUACAUUUUGUUUCUGGGUUUGUGUGGCAUUUGAAAAAAGCUCAAAACUUUUGAAGCUUUUGGUGAUUCAAUUUGGACUGAGAAAUGGGGGAACCUUCAGAGCUUGGUGGGCAGCUUAAUGAAUCAGUUGUGCUAACAGGAAAAAUCAUGAUGGGGGCAGGCAUUGGUUUGUUCUUGGUGGUGGCAGCUAUAUUCUCCAUCCAUCUUUACACCAGAUGGUUCUGGCGCCGCCGCCCGGACCUCCUUAGCGCCGCCGCCGGCGGCCGGCGGGACGACAGUCAAGAAGUGGCUAUAAGAAUAGCCCUACGCAAGGGUCUGGAGCCCUCAGUGUUGAAGACCAUACCAGAAGUUGAGUUUUGUUCCCAAGAUUUUAAAGAAGGGUUGGAAUGUGUGGUUUGUCUGUGUGAGGUUUGUGAGGGUGAAAAGACUAGAUUUUUACCCAAAUGCAACCAUGGGUUUCAUGUGGAGUGUAUUGACACGUGGUUUCAAUCACACUCCACUUGCCCUUUAUGCAGAAACCCAAUCUCAAACCCUAAUUCAGCACAGCCAGCAUUGCACCCCAUCCCUGGAGUUGCAGCAGCUGCUUCUGCUGAGGCUCCUAAUUUCCCCACCAAUGUGUUGUAUUGGGGGGACGAGGUUCGGGUUAGCACCCUCGGUCCUUGUGUGGACGAGCCUCGUCGGGCCGAGGCGCCUUGUUCAUCUUCGGCUGCAGGAAAAGUAGGAGCAGGAGGUGCUUCAGUUAGUGCUAGGGCAGAGGGGAUGUUGGUGAUUGAUAUUCCUAGGCAGAUUGUGGAUGAUGAUCAAGAAUCGCCUAUGAUCGCGAGAUUGAGGUCUCUGAGGAGGCUAUUGAGCCGGGGAAAGAGGGUUGAUCCUGAUCUUCGUCCUUGUGGUCCUAGUGUUAAUAUAGAUGUAGAACAAGGCGGGAGAAGCGAAAGCUAAUAUUGGUGAACAUAAUUAAUUGGAUUCAAUAUACUGCCCUGAAAUGUAUAGAGGAUUGGCGUUUUGAGACAUAUCACAUAUGGUCAUUCUUUCUGGUAGACGAAUGAAGUCUCCAGUUUUUAUGUUCGGUGAUUCUAUGUUCUUUGAUUCUUGAUGCAGGUCAAAACUCGGUGCUUUGAUCUCUGCAUCCUGUAUAGAUGAAUUGUAGUGGUCUUCUUUAUCGAGAGCAAACGAGCUUCUCCUAGGAGUGUUCGGUUAAGCUCUCCCCGGUGUACAAAUCUCACACUGUGUAUUCUCAACCUGUUACAUUAAUCAUGUGUUUUAUCUCCAAAAUGUGCAAUACAACUAUACAACUUUUCUUGUUUUGGUUCAUUCUAGGGCAAA